AUGAAAAACUUAUCUUUUCUCAUAAACAGAAGAAAGGAAAAUACAAGUGACUCGAAUGUAUACCCAGGAAAGGCUAAGUCGCAUGAACCCAGCUGGAUAGAAAUGGAUGAUCAAACUAAGAAGGACGGCUUAGAUAUUGUUCAUGUUGAGUUCAGUCCGGAUACAAGAGCGCCAAGCGAUAGCAAUAAAGUAAUAACAGAGAUAUUUGACGCUACUGAGGAUGCCAAGGAGGCAGACGAAAGUGAAAGAGGAAUGCCACUUGCGACAGCAUUGAAUACAUAUCCCAAGGCAGCAGCUUGGUCACUAUUGGUCUCUACAACUUUAAUCAUGGAAGGGUACGACACAGCUAUUCUUGGAGCUUUCUACGCCUUGCCUAUUUUUCAGAGAAAGUUUGGCUCACAAAAUGACAAAACUGGAGAAUGGGAAAUUUCAGCGUCAUGGCAAAUCGGGCUGACCUUAUGUUAUAUGGCAGGUGAAAUUGUGGGGCUACAGCUAACGGGGCCCUCCGUGGAUCUUGUUGGAAAUCGUUACACAUUGAUUAUUGCAUUGUUUUUUUUAGCUGCCUUCACUUUUAUACUGUACUUUUGCAAUAGUUUAGGCAUGAUUGCUGUGGGACAAGCAUUGUGCGGGAUGCCAUGGGGUUGUUUUCAGUGUUUGACGGUGUCUUACGCUUCUGAAAUAUGCCCAUUGGCUCUGAGAUAUUACCUUACAACCUAUUCAAACUUGUGCUGGUUAUUUGGACAACUUUUUGCAGCUGGAAUCAUGAAAAAUUCUCAAAAAAAAUAUGCGGAUUCAGAAUUAGGAUAUAAACUACCAUUUGCCCUACAGUGGAUUUUGCCAGUUCCUUUAGCACUGGGAAUUUUUUUUGCACCUGAAUCUCCAUGGUGGCUAGUUAAAAAAGGAAGGUUUGAUGAGGCAAGGAGAUCACUUAGAAGAACUUUAAGCGGCAAGGGACCUGAAAAAGAAAUACUAGUAACUCUGGAGGUGGACAAAAUAAAAGUGACUAUAGAUAAGGAAAAGAGACUCACAAGUAAAGAAGGCUCCUAUAGUGAUUGUUUUGAAGACAAGAUUAAUCGAAGAAGAACGAGAAUUACUUGUCUCUGCUGGGCUGGUCAAGCCACUUGUGGUUCAAUACUAAUAGGUUAUUCAACUUACUUUUACGAAAAGGCUGGCGUUAGUACUGAAAUGUCCUUCACUUUUAGUAUUAUUCAAUACUGUCUCGGUAUUUGUGCUACAUUUCUAUCUUGGUGGGCGUCAAAGUAUUUUGGUAGAUAUGACCUUUACGCUUUUGGACUAGCCUUCCAAACCAUUGUUUUUUUCAUUAUUGGCGGUUUGGGGUGCUCAAGUACGCACGGUUCCAAAAUGGGAAGUGGUUCUCUUUUAAUGGCUGUAGCAUUUUUUUACAAUUUAGGAAUUGCCCCGGUCGUUUUUUGCCUAGUCUCUGAAAUGCCAUCUUCAAGACUAAGAACGAAAACAAUCAUUCUAGCACGUAACACUUAUAAUGUGGUCAGUAUCAUAUGUAGCGUUCUCAUCUUAUACCAACUGAACUCUAAGAAGUGGAACUGGGGCGCUAAGUCAGGCUUUUUCUGGGGUGUCUUAUGCUUUUGUACUUUAAUCUGGGCUGUGGUUGACCUACCAGAAACUGCCGGAAAGACUUUCGUGGAAAUAAAUGAGUUAUUUAAACUUGGAGUUUCUGCAAGAAAGUUCAAAUCGACGAAAGUAGAUCCGUUUGUUGUCAAAACCCCCCUAAAGACGUCUCUCAUAACGACCCCAAGGGAGAUAUCGAAGCUUCCAUUGCAGAGGAAUAGCAAUGUAUCCCAUCACCUAUGA
Saccharomyces cerevisiae S288C is the source of this 1830-nucleotide messenger RNA. RefSeq names its product alpha-glucoside permease (gene MPH2). Gene Ontology annotation, molecular function: alpha-glucoside transmembrane transporter activity; transmembrane transporter activity. The record is from RefSeq and is marked reviewed. Lineage: Eukaryota; Fungi; Ascomycota; Saccharomycetes; Saccharomycetales; Saccharomycetaceae. Bases 1 to 1830 code for a protein of 609 amino acids. Gene Ontology annotation, cellular component: membrane; plasma membrane. The transcript has a single exon. Gene Ontology annotation, biological process: maltose transport; transmembrane transport; proton transmembrane transport.